This is a messenger RNA of Culex quinquefasciatus (southern house mosquito), 2539 nucleotides long. RefSeq names its product transmembrane protein 145. NCBI's taxonomy places the organism in Eukaryota, Metazoa, Arthropoda, Insecta, Diptera, Culicidae. The record is from RefSeq and is a predicted model, not a curated record. Gene Ontology annotation, biological process: response to pheromone; G protein-coupled receptor signaling pathway. The transcript has 8 exons. Bases 138 to 2438 code for a protein of 766 amino acids.
AUUGCGCCCCUAACAACGGUUUCGCCGAAACAGGCAAACAAAUCACACCUUCUCGACCAGAACGAUAGCCAAUAUCCAACAUUCAGUAAAUAUGCAGGAAAAUUGUUUCUAAAUCUUGAUUUAGACCCCGUAAAAUCAUGAAAGUUUUAAUUCUCAUUGGAUUAUUUUGGUUCUGCGACCAAAGUGCUGCGAAAUAUGUUGAAGGGCACUUGAAAACGAGCGCAGAUUGGGCUUUUUUGGCCAGGUUCUGUUUCCUGUCCUAUCAUGGAAGAUACCAGUAUGAGAUUGAGUACGAAAAGCGUUACGGUGAGGUCAAGUUGUUACUUUACUACGACGACAAAAAACAAUGGCCAGCCGUUUACAAAACAGAUAAGGAACUGACCUGCUCUGAAAAAAUUUCAGUUUUGAGCGUUCUCGACAACCAAAUUGUGCCUCUUACUUUGAAAAAUCACCCAUAUUCGGGUUGUCAGCUGUUGACUCAAAAUGGCAAGGAUUCUGGAAGUGAGCGACGACCCCCGGUACCAAGUGGUGGUGGAAGAACUUCACCCAAGGAUGACCCUUUUACGUUCGAUCAGUUUUUGAAAACAACCACCACAGAGUCCACCGUACCGACUGAGCCGUUUGAUUUCAACAUGACGGAAAGUGAUUUUUCAACAAUCGAAACCAACACUAGCGAGUUUAGCGAUGAGCGCGUUUUGUACUCCAACGUGGAAUUCAACAGUUUGGAGAAUACUACCGAUUAUAAAAUAUUUGUGGAGGAAUUGUUUCACGGAAACCAAGAAAGUAGCAACGUUACAAGGGUCAGACGAGCAUCGAAAUUCGACACCAAACUGGUUGUUAGCUGCUCUAAUCAUGGAACAUUUACUAGCUCGAGACAAAGGUGGUGGUACAUAGCUGUUUCGAACUGUGGCAGUAACAAAGGUCUUGACAUUGUUUAUAGAUUCAAAAUGACGAAUGGUGAAACUGGUGAUUUUUGGCAUGAACACUUUUCUGCUGAUGAGAUGUAUAUCCCUCCAAUCCUUCUGAUUGAAGCUAUUGCCUACACAUUACUUUUACUGGCAGUUUUUCUGUGUGCGGUCGAGUUGAAAUCUCGCCAUCUGUACCAUUGUACGUAUCGACUUUUUGCGUUAAGUGUUUUACUGCAAUGGUUUGGCAUUUUGCUACUGAGUGUGACCUGGGCUAAGUAUGCCGUUUCGGGAUUCGGUCCGUUCCCAGUUUUCGGAGGAUUUUUCACCAGUGCAAGUGAAAUUACGUUCCUGCUACUGUUACUACUCAUGGCGAAGGGCUAUACAAUUACUCGAGCGCGCCUAAAGACAUGUGCAACGGUUAAAAUUACUGUUUUUACAAAUUUGUAUGUGAUUGUGUACAUUUCGCUGUACAUUUAUCAGUCAGAGGCAUUUGAUCCAGGAGAAGUACUGAAUUUGUACGAAUCUCCAGCUGGAUUUGGAUUAGCCGGACUCCGUUGUAUUGGAUGGGGAUUUUUCAUAUAUUCUUGUGCCGCGACGAUACGCAAGUUUACCGAGAAGGGCCCGUUCUACUAUCCUUUUACACUGCUAGGUUCGGUUUGGAUAAUGAGUGGACCAAUUCUGACAGUCGUUGGUGUGAACGUUCUUGAUCCUUGGGUCAGAGAAAGUGUGAUGCAUGCAGCGCUUGGAGCGGUUGCAUUCUGCGGUCAUGUGGCGUUUCUAUGGAUUACCUGGCCAUCUAGAGCAAAUAAAAGUUUCCCGUACCAUGUGCGAACAAAUCACGUCGGUGUUUCGACUGUUGACGAUGAAGUAAACUAUCCAAGGCAUACGUAUGAGCCGGCUCCUCCCGAGACUGGCAUAAUCAUCCCACUAUCUAGCAACGCGACUACACUAAAUGGAAUCUACGAUCAAUAUCUACGCGAAAGAGAUGUGUACCAUAGUUCAUCGACCCCGAUUAGCUACGCAUCUUUCCCUGCGAAUGCAAAGGUGUAUCACAACAGUAAUCACAACGGCCUAAAUCACACACAUGAAAGGAUACGGGCUCCGCUAGGCCCCGGCGAUCCGAUAACCGAGGACACGCACCAAAGUCCUCUGGCGAGUGCUCCACACAGUUUGGCUAUUAGCAACCAUAAUAACAACAACUAUGGUAACGACAUAUUGGUAGACUCCGGGCACCCUUCGCUGGAUGUUUCAGUUUCCACCAGUCCACCAAAGCACGAUGGAGCAGAAUUACAACCGGAAACUGCAGCACCAUCUGCGCCACCAAUGGCGGAAGAGCUGGUUUUGGGUAUCAAUAGUCCGAGACUUGAACCAAAACCGUUUAACCCUUUCAUCGUGGGGGCAUCGUCAGCUUCGGCAGAAGAAAGACGAAGACUUUCUAACAAGGUAAUUCUACCAAGACUCGAAGGGACUCAUGAGGGAAACGUCCCAAAGCACCUUUUCGCUGUAAAACGAGAUGAUAUUACGAGUUAAUAAAAAUAACUCGGAAUUAGGUGUUCAUGUUGACAUUGUAUGUGUAAACAAUAUUUUUUUUGUAAGUGUAAUGCACGAUUGAAUAAAUUGACUUGAACUGA